Penicillium canescens is the source of this 930-nucleotide messenger RNA. RefSeq lists its product as uncharacterized. Lineage: Eukaryota; Fungi; Ascomycota; Eurotiomycetes; Eurotiales; Aspergillaceae. The coding region runs from base 1 to 930 and encodes 309 amino acids. The transcript is spliced from 2 exons. The record is from RefSeq and is a predicted model, not a curated record.
AUGUCAUCCGCUAUGACUCUUGCUAAGAAAUAUGAUAUUUUAGUGGUGGGCGGCGGUACGGCGGGGAUUGGUGCAGCAAUUGGAGCCAGGCAGGCCGCCGGCCCUCAUGCACGUAUCCUCAUGGUCGAGUCUAAGGACUGCCUUGGUGGUGCCGCCACUCAUCGAGGAGUGGUAGCAUACUGUGGACUUUUUACAUUGGAAGAACUCCCCAAACGCGCGAUCGGACGGAUAUGGGAAGAUCUCGAGCGUCGACUCAAAGAGAUAGACGGCACCACCGGUAGGCCAGUUCGGCACUGCGGAAUCUUUCAGGCCCUUGAGCCAGAGUGCUUGAAAUUAGUCCUUGACGAUAUUGUACUGGAGCAUCAUAUUGAUGUCCUUCUUCAUGCGACAGUCGUUGGGGCUCGAUGUGGCCAGGGGCAAAUUGUCUCUUCCGUCGAACUCCAGGAGAGAAGUGGGAGACGGUGGAUUGAAGCUAGGGCUUUCGUGGAUUGCAGUGGAGACGGUGAUCUCGCAUAUCACUGCAGCGCGUCGACUCUAUCUGGCAAUCAUGGAACUGUGAACUUGGGCUCAUUAGCGACAUGCUUUGUCGGGUUGGAUUCAUCUGCCAAGCCGACCGCCGCCAGCUGGCGUCAAGCUAUCAUCGCGGCCAAAAUGGAGGAUCCCGCCUUGUUAAAAGUGAUUCGAAAGAACGAGUCCGUCCUAAUCCGCCUUCCUCAGUCGGGUCAUGUUGUUUCCUUCCUAGCCUCGGCGACAUAUGACACGAGAGAUGCAGCCAGUAUCACCGCUGCUGAGGUCUCUGGGCGUAAACAGGCCCGAGAAUAUCUGAAAUCUUACGAAAAUUGCCCGGCCAUGAAAAGAUGUAUCUCGCCUCAACAGGUCCCAAUUUCGGCACUCGGGAGAGCCGUUACGUCAAUGCAUCAUAUGAACUGA